CCAAACUUUUUAAAUUUCGUUUGUCUCUGGCGUAACAAAUAAAUGGGUUUCAAAAUUAGGAAUGUCAGUGUCAAACAGUCCAGUGAAAAUGUAAGCAACACUUAAAACUUCAACACUAAUUCAAAACCAGUCCAGACCAAAAACAUCGUAAUGCAGCUUCUUCACGAGCCCAACUCCAUCCCAGUCGCAGUAAGAGACAUGAUGAACCUAAGUGGGAACCCCAAGGAUGGCUCCUGCGAGACCUUUGAGGUAAAGGAGAAGAGGUCUUCAAGCGCCUCCUUGCGUGUCAUGAACCCGGUGGCGAGUGGCGACAACAUGGCCGUGUUGGGGUCCGCGCACAAACUCAAGGAGGAGCUGCCGCCGCUCGUGCCUUGCUGCGAGGGGAAAGAGUUGCAGAUAAACGAGGACCUCGUCCGAAGCGGCCUGUCCGCCAUAUCGGUGAAGCACGACAGCGUCAUACAGUGCCUGAGUAUGUCGCGCGCUUGCGAGAGGAUGCAGGUGCCUCCAGGGCUGCAUCGAAACUCGUUCCGAAGCCUGCACCGUCCGGACCUGAAGCGGGUGCCGUACUUGCGCCGUAUGUCGCCCGAUGAGUUGGAGACCCUCUUCAGAGGCUACGCAGACCUGCCCACGCGUGGGAACAACAAGACUGAAUACCGAGUGGUGCUUCCACCAGAUGAAAAUAUUCGAGCUCGAGAUUUAAAAGACAAAGAAGCAAACUCACAAGAUGAUGGGAAUGGGGCAAGUGCCCUGCACCCGAUACCAGAGACGCGGUCGGGCGCAGAAGACGUGCCGGCGGGUAUGAGACUACACGGGGCACGCGCGCGUCUCUACACGUCCGUGCUAGCGGGCGCGCGCGCUGGUGAUCAACUGGACGGCAUGUCAGCCAAUGAAGAGUACGACACUCGAGUGCCAGACGAUCCACUGCCAGAGGACGAGGUCCAACUGACCGAGGAACUUCAAAUCAUUCUCCCCCCACGAUGCGAUGACGUCACUGCCGAAUCAUCCGCCACCGCCUCCAUAGAUAGCUGACCAAGACGACUCGCCACGUGAACUCGAUACCGUCUGUAAGACGAUGCAACAAGGUUCAUAUUCUAAUGAAAAUUCGCUUAAAACGCCGUUGUAUCGGCCUGAAAACGAAAUUGAAAAUUAAUAGGCUGAUACGGAAUUACAGAAAGAAAUUAGGUCGACUUUUUAUGUUCAUAGAUUGGAUUAUUCAAGAUAUUCUUACAAAAUAUAAUAAUAAAUAAGUGACAUAGUUGUUUUAUUUCGAAAAGGAUUUAUAAAAUGUAGUACUUAUUCACAGUACAGUGACAAAUUAACACAUUUUCAAAGCUUUACUAAAAAAGUGACUCUACACCAAACGCUAAUGAAGAUCAGAAAACAUCAUAUAUUCAGUUUGUAUCACGAAUUUUAUGCAUUCAAAUAGCUGUUCAUAAACUCGAUUUCAUAUAUUAGGUUUUACCUAUUUCACUAUAACACCAGUUCCUAUAUAACCUUCCCUAAAAAUGGUAAUGAGAGCUGAUAAAUGAAACGAAAAAUUAUAAGUGUGAAUUUAUAUUGAAUAACCUUUCUACAAUAUUAUACAGCAGACUGUAAACUCAUACCCACGCUCCCCUCGCAAUAUACAAUACAAAGAACUUAUACAAAUACAACGAUUAGAACCCAUAGAAAACAUAAAUAUUAUACAUCAGUGCGUAAUUUGUAUAUUUUAAUUGCACUUUAUUUAUUUUUAUACUAAUUCGAAACGAUUGCGUUGUUGAAUAUACUAGGACUACAAAAUUUUGAUUAAAAAAUCUUUUUUUAAAAGUAAAGCUUUAGUUCGUGGUUGUAUUGCUUAAUAGUUGACAAACCAACCGAUUUUACAUCUAAUAGGUAUAUUACAUUAAAACGGGUUCUAUCGAUUUGUCUAAAAGAUAUUAUACCCUCGUGAGUAUUCUGACAAAAUUCUGUAAGUAUUUAAAAUUACUGCUCUGAUAUUUUCGUGGUUCCACUUUCACCAACGAUUCUUCUCUAUCAUGGUAACAUUGCCCCUGAAUCAGAUUCAUAUUAAAUUUAUAAAAUAUUUCAAGAAUUUGGCUCGAAUUUACUUGAGCGUGGAGCCUUACAUAUUCAUACUUCACACAUUUCAGAAAUAGUCACAGAUAUUCACGUAACCUUAAAUUCAAU
Molecule: messenger RNA, 2166 nt
Organism: Ostrinia furnacalis (Asian corn borer)
Lineage: Eukaryota; Metazoa; Arthropoda; Insecta; Lepidoptera; Crambidae
Exons: 7
Coding region: 151-1029 (292 amino acids)
Source: RefSeq, a predicted model, not a curated record